Molecule: messenger RNA, 1752 nt
Organism: Neurospora crassa OR74A
Lineage: Eukaryota; Fungi; Ascomycota; Sordariomycetes; Sordariales; Sordariaceae
Exons: 2
Coding region: 1-1752 (583 amino acids)
Source: RefSeq, a predicted model, not a curated record
AUGAACCAGAUGAUGAGGGAGUUGGUGGCGACGAGCGACCCCUUGGAGGGCCAUGCAUCAGUCCCACCGACGUACACCAGCGUAUUAUCAUCAGAGAUGUACAAUGAUGAGCGCCAUCGGCACUGGUUUGUGGCCUGCCGGAUUGCAGAUAUUCACUUCAGCGUGAGCCUUCCAGACCCUCUUCAACCCUCCGAUGGCGCAAGCGUAACCGCCGCGCAGGCCACUGCAGCAGACAAGAUUCACGAAUGCUACGUGGAAGGACUCAAGGACACCAUGAUGAGAUUCUAUAAUCUCGGAUUUAGCCGUGUGUCUACAGCGACACACCGCUACGCGCUUGACUUUAGUCUCUGGAUGAGAGGCACAUUCGCAGGAUAUUUCCUUUACGUUGGCUGCGGUGAUUACGGCCCCCAGUUUUGGUACACCAAACCGUUGGAUUAUGUUGCGCCUUUCUCACAAGAGUAUGAUGAUUUUUAUCGUCAUCGACGAGCACAAGAAGCUAUCCCCAGACCCGUCGCCAGCACCAUCACGACUAGUAGCAUGCCUCACCAGAAGCCACAAGAGGCCCUCCCCAAACCCGUCGCCAGCAUAGUCACGAACGAUAGCAUGCCUCACCAGAAGCCACAAAAGGCCCCCCCCAAACCCGUCGCCAGCAUAGUCACGAACGACAGCAUGCCUCACUAUAGGCGUGUGACCGUUGCCGACUUUGAUGAACUCCUCAGAGAGGACAGGGAGCGGGCCAGAGAAGAGAGAGAGCGAACAAAUCCCGAAAGUGGUGGAUCGCAGGCUCACUCAGCUUCAACAGCUGAACCAAGCCGUGGUAUAAACAAGCGGAGUCUCGACGAAGCCGACACCAUGGCCCUAGCCCCACCGCCCAAGAGGCCGCAAACAGGAUUUCCUCAGAGAACGCUAACCAGCAUGGGCAUGCUUGGUCGCCAUGAGGUUCAUCAACAUUCCCAAGUUGAACAACACUCGCAAGCCCAAAGUAUAACCGCACAGACAGGAAACGAGUCACAUAGACCACAAAGCUCCUCACAAGCCUCUAGAGGACAUCCUAGGUUUUCCGCAAGAGUCUGCGGCAAUAGACUCUGCGAAAGCCGCCAUCAUGAGUUGGCUGACUGCCUCGGACCGCCGUCUCGGCAGGGCGACAUCGACGGCUGUCCCUUAUGCAACACCCAACAGCACGGGCUCGACUGUUGCACGAAACUCCCUCGUAUCCCUAGGAACGAUUUAUUUGACACCUUAGUAACGCGCCGGGCCAACUUACCCGUAAUCCGAACCUCAAUUUCGAUCCUCUCAUUAGCAGCUAGUUUAAAUAAGCUGGAUGUGUUGGCUGAGACCAUGCCGCUGACCAAAGGCACAGCCAAGGGGAUCUACACUCAACAUCAGCCGUGGAAACGUCAACAUCGGCCCCGACUCUUCCGAGACCCAACAUUGCCAUCAGAUCCUGUGGCUUUCUUGGAAAAACUGGACCAAGCUUGGUCGUCCGUAAUAAUGGGUACUGUACAGAACCACGGUCCUCCCGAGAACAUACCGAGGAACCUAACAGUCUUUAAUUCGGUUUGGAUCUCUCAACUUGUCCCGUUUCGCAAAGCUUUUGCGCAGGCCGGAGUCCAUGUUGAUGGUCGGGGUUACUACCCAUUCGGGACGGCCCCUCAGCAACGUGCUUACGAGAAGGCACAUCAAGAGAAAGUUCGACAGGAGCUCUCCACUUUGCGAAGAGAGCGAGCUGCGAGUCAGGUCAGACGCCGUUGA